Molecule: messenger RNA, 3817 nt
Organism: Momordica charantia (bitter melon)
Lineage: Eukaryota; Viridiplantae; Streptophyta; Magnoliopsida; Cucurbitales; Cucurbitaceae
Gene: FTSH12
Product: FTSH protease 12
Biological process (GO): embryo development ending in seed dormancy; mitochondrial protein processing
Cellular component (GO): chloroplast thylakoid membrane; m-AAA complex
Molecular function (GO): metalloendopeptidase activity; ATP hydrolysis activity; ATP binding
Source: RefSeq, a predicted model, not a curated record
ACGGAUCAGGCGAUGAGGAUGGCGUUGCUGGUUCAAUCGAAUCCAAAUUAUCCGGGCGAUUAUCGGCGGGUCCGGUCGAUUACGAGCAGCAGCUAAAGCUCCUCUGCUGGCAAAAAUACAUUGGAAAAGACGAGGCAAACGGCAUCCACAACAUCUAGACAUGGCAGCGGAGCCGUGAAAUUUUCGUAGUUUGUAGUUUUUGUUGAAUUUCAGGGUCGAACAUUGUAGAGGUGAAGCUUUUUAGCUUCUUUAUCGUGAAUUUUAGCCGAAUACAGUGACUCUGUCCAUGUGUUUGCUGGUUCCAUAUAAACCCCUGGCUAAAACCCCAAGAAACCAUUAAAGACCAAUCCCAUUUCAAUUUUCAGCUUAUCUUCCACAAUUCGAACUCAAUCUCUUCGGAGAUGGAUAUAGGAACUCGUUGCAGACCGAACGAACUUCUCUCCCCGUCGACUUCAUUCGUCCAACGGUCUCAAAAUGUCGUUCUCUUCACUCUGCCAGCCAAGCGUCGAGCUAAGUGCUCACGCCAGAGGACAAAAUUUCGAGUUCUAGGUUCCGCUGAUAGCAAUGGAGCUGACGGGUUUCCUUGGCGAAGUUUCACUAGGUCAGUUCGUCGCGGCUCCGAGAAGUUUUGGUUGAAUUUUGGCGAGUCUAUGAGAAAGGAAACUGGGUUUGAUUUGAAACAUGCUGAUGUGAAGUUGGUUGAAUUUUUUGGGCGGGCUAAUGAGCGGCUAGAGAAUUUGGGAGCUGAGGUGGAGAGGUUUAAGACUGAAAUAUUGCCGGAAUUUGCAAGCUGGAACCGUUGGGAACGCUGGAAGGAUCUCAAGAACUGGGAGCCAAGACGAGUCGGUGCCUUGAUCCUCUAUGCUUUUGUUACGAUUGUUUCUUGUCAAAGAAUUUAUAUGGCAGUUCGAGCUCCGUUUGUAGAUCGCCAAAGAAAACAGCUUACGGAGGCUUAUAUGGAAGCGUUGAUUCCUGAGCCCUCGCCUAACAAUAUAAGAAAGUUUAAGAAAGGUUUAUGGAGGAAGACAACGCCCAAAGGUCUGAAAAUAAAGAAAUUUAUUGAAGGAACUGACGGAACCCUUGUUAAAGAUUCUUCUUAUGUUGGAGAAGAUGCAUGGAGUGAUGAUUUGGAGCCUCUGCAAGAAAAUGUUAAAAAAAUCAUUGACAGUGACGCAAAAUUUAAGGGUGAUGAAAAGGAGAAGAUAAAAGAACAGUUGGGAAUAUCAGGACAGAAAGACGAUGCUACGUGGCGUGAAAGGCUACAAAUGUGGAAGGAGAUCCUUAGAAAAGAGAAAUUAGCUGAAGAUAUAGACUCUCUACGUGCUAAAUAUGUUGUUGAAUUUGACAUGAAAGAGGUUGAAAAGAGUCUUCGUAAGGACGUGGUGGAGAGAAAAACAGAUACUCAAGGAACAAGGGGACUUUGGAUAUCUAAGAGAUGGUGGCGUUAUCGACCUAAACUUCCUUACACAUACUUUCUUGACAAACUUGAUUGCUCUGAGGUUGCUGCUGUUGUCUUCACUGAGGACCUGAAAAGGUUGUACGUAACAAUGAAAGAAGGUUUUCCAUUAGAAUAUAUCGUUGAUAUUCCCCUUGAUCCUCACUUGUUUGAGGCUAUCACUGGUUCUGGGGUUGAAGUUGAUCUCCUUCAGAAGCGCCAGAUCCAUUAUUUCCUCAAAGUUCUGAUUGCAUUGCUGCCUGGAAUAUUGAUCCUGUGGCUUAUUAGGGAGUCUGUUAUGCUUCUAAGUAUUACUUCUAAGCGUUUUCUUUAUAAAAAGUACAAUCAACUUUUUGACAUGGCGUAUGCAGAAAACUUUAUCCUGCCAGUUGGAAAUGUUGGUGAAACAACAUCAAUGCACAAGGAAGUAGUUUUGGGUGGUGAUGUUUGGGAUCUUCUUGAUGAGUUGAUGGUAUAUAUGCAAAAUCCUAUGCAGUACUAUGAAAAAGGGGUGCAGUUUGUGCGGGGUGUUCUCCUUUCUGGACCUCCUGGUACUGGGAAAACACUUUUUGCGAGAACGCUUGCCAAGGAAAGUGGAUUGCCCUUUGUCUUUGCAUCGGGGGCAGAGUUCACAGAUAGUGAAAAAAGUGGUGCGGCAAGGAUCAAUGAGAUGUUUUCUAUUGCAAGAAGAAAUGCUCCAUCAUUUGUUUUUGUGGAUGAAAUUGAUGCUAUUGCUGGAAGGCAUGCGAGAAAAGAUCCAAGAAGAAGGGCAACUUUUGAGGCUUUGAUUGCACAACUUGAUGGCGAGAAGGAAAAAACUGGUGUUGAUCGGUUCUCACUUAGACAAGCCGUGAUAUUCAUCUGUGCUACUAAUAGGCCAGAUGAGUUAGACCUUGAAUUCGUCCGUGCUGGACGUAUUGAUCGUCGUUUGUACAUAGGCUUGCCAGAUGCAAAGCAGAGAGUGCAAAUAUUUGGUGUGCACAGUGCUGGAAAGCAACUUGCGGAGGACGUUGAUUUUAGAAAGCUUGUGUUCCGUACGGUUGGUUUUUCUGGAGCAGAUAUACGGAACCUUGUCAAUGAGGCAGCAAUAAUGUCGGUGAGAAAGGGACGUUCCAAGAUCAACCAGCAAGACAUUGUUGAUGUCCUAGAUAAACAACUGCUUGAGGGAAUGGGGGUACUUCUCACCGAAGAAGAGCAACAGAAAUGUGAAGAAAGAGUUUCUUUUGACAAAAGAAGACUACUGGCUGUACAUGAAGCUGGUCAUAUACUAUUAGCUCACUUGUUUCCUCGUUUUGAUUGGCAUGCCUUUUCUCAGCUUCUACCAGGGGGCAAGGAAACAGCAAUUUCUGUUUUCUUCCCGCGAGAAGACAUGGUUGACCAAGGUUACACAACCUUUGGUUACAUGAAAAUGCAAAUGGUGGUAGCUCAUGGAGGACGCUGCGCCGAACGGCUUAUAUUUGGCAAUGACAUAACUGACGGAGGGAAGGAUGACCUAGAGAAAAUAACGAAGAUUGCUAGGGAGAUGGUCAUUAGUCCUCAAAAUUCAAGACUUGGGCUUACUGCUUUAACCAAGAGAAUUGGGUUGGCGGAUCAACCAGAUAAUCCAGACGGAGAAUUGAUCAGAUACAGGUGGGAUGAUCCACAAGUGAUUCCGGCCAAUAUGACACUCGAAUUGUCUGAGCUGUUUUCCCGGGAGUUGACUAGGUAUAUCGAGGAGACAGAAGAACUGGCCAUGAAUGGUUUGAGGGAGAAUAGGCACAUACUGGAAAUGAUUACUGAAGAACUGCUGGAAAAGUCUAGAAUUACUGGAUUGGAAGUUGAAGAGAAAAUGAAGGGCCUGUCGCCGAUCAUGUUCGAGGACUUCAUCAAGCCAUUCCAGAUAGACUUAGAUGCGGAGGGAGCGCUGCCUCAUAAGGAUAAACUGCGGUUCCAACCACUCGAUGUAUACCCCGCCCCACUGCACAGAUGUUGAAGGGGCUCUAUGUGUUGCUGCUGUAGUUUGGUUUGAUGAUGCUUGUGAAUGCAGUCAAGAGCCAAGGAGGAGCCAAGCAGAGGCCCCUGGCUUAUUCACAAUUGAACCUUUCAAAUGAUUAUAAGGCGCAUCGGCUUCGGCAUAAUAAGAGAAAUAAUUUUGUUGGCUAAAGCAUCAAUAGGUUUAGAUAUAAGAUUUAUGCUUAUUUGUAUUGUAUUCUCUAUUUAUUUAACUAUUCAGAAUAAUGUAAUGGUAAGGUGCCUGCCAUGAGUGCCAUAAAUUCGUUUCAAGUGGAUAAGAUAGUUAUUACUAUUUUUAAAGCUGAUGGUUUGAUUUUGACGGUCAUAGUUCAAGUGGAUAAGACACCUAUUAUUAUUAAGAAGUCGAUGGUCAGAUUUCUAUUCUCACAA